Rhincodon typus (whale shark) is the source of this 611-nucleotide messenger RNA. Its product is annotated as gasdermin-E-like. Lineage: Eukaryota; Metazoa; Chordata; Chondrichthyes; Orectolobiformes; Rhincodontidae. The coding region runs from base 130 to 537 and encodes 135 amino acids. Gene Ontology annotation, biological process: programmed cell death. The record is from RefSeq and is a predicted model, not a curated record. Gene Ontology annotation, cellular component: cytoplasm. The transcript has 3 exons.
UGUGAGGUGGCGGUAGCAUUUUGCUGUGGUCCUCUAUAUUCAGCUAUACCCGGGCAGUAUGUACGCUGAGAGCUGCUUUGCACAACAAUAGUGUAUGGGAGAAGAAGUGCUUGUGGUUAUUCCCUGAAGAUGUUUGCAAAGGCAACCAGCAGUUUUGUGAAACAGAUUGAGAGCAGUGGUGACCUGAUCCCUGUUAGCAGCCUGAAUGAUUCCGACAAACUGCAGCUUCUGAAUCUGGUAACAAAGAGGAAGAGGGGAUGGUUCUGGAAGAAAGCAAAGUACUAUCCGUCCACUUUUACCCUUCAAGACAUAUUGACUGGUGACAGUUCCAUCAAACCUGCUGUCACCGAAUCUGAAUUUCUCAAGUAUGAAGGAAAAUUUGAAGACAAUGUGGAGGCAGGUACGGAAACUGAGAUUGCCAAUUUAAGCUUUAGCCUGGAAGGUCAGGACUCGGUGGCACUGGAAUCUUCUUUUGGAAACCUGAAGAAACAAGAAAUUGAUCUGGGUCAACUUUUAAAAAUAGUUGAGAAAAGGUAAAUAGCAGCAAGUACAUAGCUCUUAGCUUAUUUGUGUUGCCACAGAACAAUAUAAAUAAAUCCAAGUCUGUUUAA